Musa acuminata subsp. malaccensis (wild Malaysian banana) is the source of this 1227-nucleotide messenger RNA. RefSeq lists its product as uncharacterized. NCBI's taxonomy places the organism in Eukaryota, Viridiplantae, Streptophyta, Magnoliopsida, Zingiberales, Musaceae. The record is from RefSeq and is a predicted model, not a curated record.
UCAUAUUGCGCCCAACCCUAGAAAUCGGAGGCGGAGGAAUCGAGCCGAUCUGUUAAUUCGCACCCCGGAAAUCCACAUGAACCCACAAAAUUAACCCCCCAAGCCCAAACCCUAAUCCGCCCCCUGCUGCUUCGUCCUCCUCGCACAGCAGAUUCAGAUUUGGGUUGGGUUAGGAUCUAUUGAUUGGGUUGUAAAUGACCUCCGCGCCCCAACAGUUGGAGGCCUCUGCCUCUCGGUCUCCUCGGCCACAACAGCAACAGCAAGCACGACCGCCACCGAGCGGCACGCUGACCUUCGACGAGAUCUCCAAGCUCUUCUCGCUUCCCAUCGCCGAGGCCGCCCCCGUCCUCGGAGUCUGUACAAGUGUCUUGAAGAAGAUAUGUCGCGACUAUGGCAUUGUAAGGUGGCCAUAUCGAAAGUAUCUUGCUGGGAAGACUGUAGAAGAUAUUAGAAGAGAUAUUGCUAAGGAGAGAAGUAAGGAGCUAGCUGAUUUAUCGAAGACUAACCAAAAGAAUGAUGUGUCCAAUGUGAUGUCAUCGCCAGUUGGUUCCUUAUCAGCUUUAACACCGAACCCUGCUCAAGAAUCUUCCAAAAUGCAGAGAGUUUCCAUGCCAGGGCAUGUUUCGCAACUGCAAGGAAGUAGGUUUACUCAAAACGGAUGGCCAAAUGUGCUCCAUCAAAACCAAUCAAAAAACAUCCCUACGUUCAUGGACGAUUUCAAAUAUGGUUUUCCAGAAAAUGGUCUAUCGUCAACUUCAUUCAAAUGGUGGGGAAUCAGCAGGCUAGAAGAAACCGAAAGGACCGUGCCAGGAGAAGGAGAAACUACGACCGAGAAGGAUGACAAUCAAGAGGUACAGGACUCAUCAAAUGAAGGCGAAGAACCUGAUUCUGGUGCAGAGGACAAUGUUAUCGUAACCAAGCCAUCUGCUUUGCUGUGCUCUCUGAGAAGAAAAUCUGUUGAAUAUGGGCGCGAGUCACUCAAGAGAGGGAUUUCGGUUGCCGGAAUACCCAACAAACUCACGAAGAGGCAGAAGCUAACAUUAUCCCAAGUAUUUGGGUCAUCUUUACCAGAGGAAUGGAAGGAAAACUUCUCGUGAUCCUUCUUCACUGAGUAAUUUAAUUUCCAUGACCAAAUGACAGGAGUCUGUUCUCGACUAGGCAUCGGAAAGACGAUACUUUAUUAUCAAACUCGAUCGUUUUCUAAUCCUAACUGCAGUUUCCUUGUCA